CUCAGAAGCGCUGCGCUAUACGAAGUACAAUACUCGCAAUUGACCUACCAUUCCCCUCUACACCCUCCUUCACGCCUUCACACCUCCCGCCUCCCCAAAAUGGCCACUCCCCAGCCCUCAACCUCGGACUCCGAAUUCCCCUACACCCUCACAAUCGACCUCCCCCUCCCAACGAACCGCCUUGCCUCCUCCGCCCUCCGCACCCUCGAAGUCGACACCGAGCUCUCGCCCUUCGUCCGACGGAGCUUCGCGCUCACAACCCCCAACAAAGCGGCGACCUCGGACGAGGAAGCCAAAACGGUGCUGGAGACGAUCUACCGCGCGACGACGAAUCGGAUGCUGCGCGUCGCGGUGAACGGAUUCAUGGAGAGUCUGGGGGUGAUUCUAGGGGUGAUGGAGGAAUUGGACGUGGAUGUGUUGGAGAUGGAGGAGGAUGAGGAUGAGAAAUGAAUGAAGUUUUACUUUCCGGUUUUCAAGCAAUGAAAUGAUACCCAAGUUCCGACAGGGGGAGGAAUACUGCGACGCAAGCGAGCAAGCAAGGAAGCGAGCGAGCGAGCGAGCGAAAACAAUGUUUACGAAGUGCAGAGAGUAUCUAGUAGAUACUACGGUCUAUAAUUUGCGGAGAGGAGGUAUCGCGGGCUGGGCAAUAAUGUCCUUCGCGAUGAAAUUAUUGCAUUGGAAUUGGCUGGACUAGACUGGACUGGAUUGGGUUGUCUGACUCUGCGAUCAGUUCGAUCGCGGGCGGCUGUGGGUGGUUCUGAUCACGGAUCAGGCCCGAUCGGAUGAGGCAGACGGAUGGAGCCCGGAAUCCGGAUGUUCGUCGUGGGAGAAGGCGAGCCGCUUGUCUGGA
This is a messenger RNA of Aspergillus heteromorphus CBS 117.55, 850 nucleotides long. RefSeq names its product CTAG/PCC1 family protein. Lineage: Eukaryota; Fungi; Ascomycota; Eurotiomycetes; Eurotiales; Aspergillaceae. Bases 100 to 450 code for a protein of 116 amino acids. The transcript has 2 exons. Gene Ontology annotation, cellular component: EKC/KEOPS complex. The record is from RefSeq and is a predicted model, not a curated record.